Pecten maximus is the source of this 2085-nucleotide messenger RNA. Its product is annotated as leucine-rich repeat extensin-like protein 5. The record is from RefSeq and is a predicted model, not a curated record. Lineage: Eukaryota; Metazoa; Mollusca; Bivalvia; Pectinida; Pectinidae. Bases 1 to 2085 code for a protein of 694 amino acids. The transcript has 4 exons.
AUGUAUUGGGACGGGAAGGGACACUAUAUGAUUCCCAACUUCAUGGAUGGGGCAUACAAAUUAGCCUAUCUGACUAUAGACAAUGCUGACACACACGGGUGUAACUCCCACCACCCUAACUCACUGUCAGAGUCCAGCCCACAAGUGAACAAGGUAGAUAGGGAAGAAUGUUGUGCUAGGUUAAGUGGCACACAGCUGCCAAUGAUGAUGAGGAUGAGGAGGAAAACUGGUAUGUGUCCCCAGUGUCCCAGUGUCCUCAGUAUUCCCAGUGUCCCAGUGUCCCCAGUAUCCCCAGUGUCCCCAGUGUUCCCAGUAUUUCCAGUAUCUCCAGUAUUCCCAGCGUCCCCAGUAUCCCCAGUGUCCCCAGUAUUCCCAGUGUCCCCAGUAUUCCCAGUGUCUCCAGUGUCCCCAGUGUCCCCAGUAUUCCAAGUGUCUCCAGUGUCCCCAGUGUCCCCAGUAUUCCCAGUGUCCCCAGUAUUCCCAGUGUCCCAGUGUCCCCAGUAUUCCCAGUGUCCCCAGUAUUUCCAGUAUCUCCAGUAUUCCCAGCGUCCCCAGUAUCCCCAGUAUUCCAAGUGUCCCCAGUGUCCCCAGUAUUUCCAGUAUCCCCAGUAUUCCCAGUGUCCCCAGUAUCCCCAGUGUCCCAGUGUCCCCAGUGUCCCCAGUAUCCCCAGUGUCCCCAGUAUCCCAGUGUCCCCAGUAUUCCCAGUGUCCCAAGUAUUCCCAGUGUCCCCAGUAUUCCCAGUGUCCCCAGUAUUCCCAGUGUCCCCAGUAUUCCCAGUGUCCCUAGUAUCCCCAGUAUCCCCAGUGUCCCCAGUAUUCCCAGUGUCCCCAGUAUCCCCAGUAUUCCCAGUGUCCCCAGUAUCCCCAGUGUCCCCAGUAUUCCCAGUAUCCCCAGUAUUCCCAGUGUCCCCAGUAUUCCCAGUGUCCCCAGUAUCCCCAGUGUCCCCAGUAUCCCAGUGUCCCCAGUAUUCCCAGUGUCCCCAGUAUUCCCAGUGUCCCCAGUAUUCCCGGUGUCCCCCCAGUAUCCCAGUGUCCCCAGUAUUCCUAGUGUUCCCAGUGUCCCCAGUAUUCCCAGUGUCCCCAGUAUUCCCAGUGUCCCCAGUAUUCCCAGUGUCCCCAGUAUUCCCGGUGUCCCCCCAGUAUCCCAGUGUCCCCAGUGUCCCCAGUGUCCCCAGUGUCCCCAGUAUCCCCAAUGUCCCCAGUGUCCCCAGUAUUCCCAGUGUUCCCAGUGUCCCCAAUGUCCCCAGUAUUCCCAGUGUCCCCAGUAUCCCCAGUGUUCCCAGUGUCCCCAGUGUCCCCAGUGUCUCCAGUGUCCCAGUGUUCCCAGUGUCCCCAGUAUUCCCAGUGUCCCCAAUGUCCCCAGUAUUCCCAGUGUCCCUAGUAUUCCCAGUGUUCCCAGUGUCCCCAAUGUCCCCAGUAUUCCCAGUGUCCCCAGUAUUCCCAGUAUUCCCAGUGUUCCCAGUGUUCCCAGUGUCCCCAGUGUCCCCAGUGUUCCCAGUGUUCCCAGUGUCCCCAGUAUUCCCAGUGGUGCCAGUGUCCCCAGUGUCUCAAGUAUUCCCAGUGUCCCCAGUAUUCCCAGUGUUCCCAGUGUCCCCAAUGUCCCCAGUAUCCCCAGUGUCCCCAGUAUCCCCAGUAUUCCAAGUGUCCCCAGUAUCCCAGUGUCCCCAGUGUUCCCAGUGUUCCCAGUGUCCCCAAUGUCCCCAGUAUUCCCAGUGUCCCCAGUAUUCCCAGUGUUGCCAGUGUCCCCAGUAUCCCAGUGUCCCCAGUGUUCCCAGUGUUUCAAGUGUCCCCAGUAUUCCUAGUGUUCCCAGUGUCCCCAGUAUUCCCAGUAUUCCCAGUGUCCCCAGUAUCCCCAGUGUCCCCAAGUGUCCUAGUGUCCCCAGUGUCCCCAGUGUUCCCAGUGUCCCCAGUAUCCCAGUGUUCCCAGUGUUCCCAGUGUUUCAAGUGUCCCCAGUAUUCCCAGUGUCUCCAGUGUCCCAGUGUCCCAGUGUCCCCAGUGUCCUCAGUGUCUCCACUUUCCCAUGUGUCCCAGUGUCUCCAGUGCCCAGUGUCCCAGUAUCCCAGUUAUCCCAGUGUCCCCAGUGA